Messenger RNA from Brassica napus (rape), 1202 nucleotides. Its product is annotated as general transcription factor IIE subunit 2. The coding region runs from base 195 to 1070 and encodes 291 amino acids. The record is from RefSeq and is a predicted model, not a curated record. Lineage: Eukaryota; Viridiplantae; Streptophyta; Magnoliopsida; Brassicales; Brassicaceae. Gene Ontology annotation, cellular component: transcription factor TFIIE complex. The transcript has 4 exons. Gene Ontology annotation, biological process: transcription initiation at RNA polymerase II promoter.
ACUCAGUGGAAUCUAUAGAUAUUGAGAAACCGUAAGUUUUGUGGAUUCUCCACGAUCGGUCGAUUAAUGUUUCUCUAGAAUGUUAUGUCCAUGCUUUAUGUACUCUGGAUCAUCAAAAAUUCCAGCAUUCAGAAUCAUGAUUAAAUAUACAUAUUGAAAUUUGAAGGGCUCUCUCGGUUACGUUUUUUUCUUCUAUGUACACUUGUCAGAUGUCUCUAAAAGAGCAGUUAGAUAACUUCAAGAAGCAGCAAGUCAAAUGCCAAACUACUCUUUCAAACAUUGCUUCUUCAAGAGCUGGUCCUUCUUCUUUGAGUCGGCCCGUUCCUGCCGCGGCUAUAAGUCACAACAAACCUAGUGCUCCAGUCAAGUUUUCUAGCGAUACAGAGCGACUUCAGCUCAUUAACAACGUCAGAAAAGCUCCUGUUGGUGCUCAAAUCAAGCGUGUCAUUAGUCUUCUCUUUGAGACAAGGCAAGCCUUUACGCCAGAGCAAAUAAAUGAAAGGUGUUACGUUGACAUGCACGCCAAUAAGGCUGUUUUUGAUAGUAUGAGAAAAAACCCGAAAGCUCAUUACGACGGGAGAAGGUUCUCUUACAAGGCUGAGCACAAUGUCAAUGACAAGAGCGAGCUUCUUUCUUUAAUAAAUAAAUAUUACCCUGAUGGUAUUGCCGCAAAUGAUCUCAAAGACGCUUACCCUAACGUCAUGGAGGAUUUACAGGCACUGAAAGCUUCAGAAGACAUCUGGUUGCUAUCAAACUCACAAGAGGACAUUGCGUACCCAAAUGAUUUCAAGUGCGAGAUUACGGUUGACGACGACUUUAAAUCUCUGUUCCGCGACACAGAGGUACCCAGCGACUGCUUGGAAGUGGAGAAGGAGCUAAAGAAGUACGGUUUGAAGCCGGUGACAGACACUGCAGCGAGGAGAGCUGCUGAACAGAGGUACGGGAUACCAAUUAGUCAACCGAAGCAUAAGAAGAAGAGGAAACAAGAGAUCACCAAGAGAACAAAACUCACCAAUGCUCAUCUUCCCGAGCUUUUCCAGAGCCUUAACGCCAGCUCUUCCCGGAACUGAACCUCAUUAAUGGACGUAUGAUUGAUUAUGUGAUUAAAUAUUCAAAACUGGUCCCUGACUUUUUUAUUACUUCAGUGGACAAACAAACAAAUUGUAUAUGUUAUGAACGUAGAGUUUACAAUAGAGAAGCUA